AUGCCUGCUUCCGAUGAUGAUCAAGGUGUGCAAGAUGAUGAGACCCCUGUUGAUAAAGAAGUUAAGACAACUGGUGAUAAUGAUGAAACAUCUGCUGAGAAAAAUGAUGAGACUCCUGUUACUAAGGAUGUUGAGACAUCUGUUAAUGAGACCCAUGUUGCCAAAGAUGUUGAGACAUCUGAAGCUAUCAAUGUCGAAGCAUCUGAUUCCAAAGAUGAUAAGACUCUUGCUCCUGAGAAAGAUGAAGAGCUCAUCAAAACUGCAGGUUUGAUUAAGACUGUUUCUCAAUUUUCUAAAUGUUAUGAAAUGCUGGUAAAAGAGUUCAUUGUCAAUUUAUCUCAAGACUGUGCUGAUGGUAGAACAGAUGAUUUUCAUAAAGUUUAUGUUAGAAGAAAAUGCAUAGAGUUCUCCCCUGCUGUUAUCAAUCACUAUCUAGGUAGAAAUGCUGAAGCUCAACCUGAGCUUGAAGUAACUGAUAAUGAGGUCUGCAACACCAUCACUGGGGGUAAGGUUAAAAAGUGGCCCAUCAAAAGCAAACUGUCUGCUAGUCUCUUGACUGUAAAGUAUGCUCUGCUGCAUAAAAUUGGCUCUGCCAACUGGGUGCCCACCAAUCACACAUCUACCAUUGCUGUUGGUUUAGGAAGAUUCAUUUAUGCUAUAGGGACCAAGACUGUGUUUGACUAUGGAACCUAUAUUUUUGACCAGACUAUGAGACAUGCAGGUACCUCUGCUACUAAGCUUCCUAUUGCCUUUCCAUCCCUAAUAUGUGGAAUAAUCCUAAAGCAAUACCCUGGCAUCUUGAAAGCUAAAGAUUCUGUUUGCAAAAGGGAAAGUGCUUUGACUUUUCACUACAAGCUGCUUCAAAGGACUGAUGCCUCAACAUCUGCUGGAACAUCUCAAACUUGCAAAUCUGUGACCAAAGCCUCUCUUAUAGCUGAGCUGAAGGAGACCUAUGCUGCUGUUGCCGUUGGGGUUUUUGAGUCGAGAAACUGUUAG
Vicia villosa (hairy vetch) is the source of this 996-nucleotide messenger RNA. RefSeq lists its product as uncharacterized. Lineage: Eukaryota; Viridiplantae; Streptophyta; Magnoliopsida; Fabales; Fabaceae. The transcript is spliced from 3 exons. The record is from RefSeq and is a predicted model, not a curated record. The coding region runs from base 1 to 996 and encodes 331 amino acids.